Lagopus muta (rock ptarmigan) is the source of this 10004-nucleotide messenger RNA. It is a transcript of the gene OTOA, whose product is annotated as otoancorin. The transcript has 26 exons. The coding region runs from base 2181 to 5474 and encodes 1097 amino acids. NCBI's taxonomy places the organism in Eukaryota, Metazoa, Chordata, Aves, Galliformes, Phasianidae. Gene Ontology annotation, biological process: cell-matrix adhesion. Gene Ontology annotation, cellular component: cell surface. The record is from RefSeq and is a predicted model, not a curated record.
AAUACUCUCUGUGAUCAAAGUGAAUGAGUUGGAAUAAAAAAGUCAGGAUUGACAUUGAUAGCAUGAUUUAAACCGUGCAGAGUAAUCAAACCUUACUGCAAAAUUAAUAGGGCAAUAGCAGAAACAAAUACAAGAAAGUUCAUUGUCUGAGAAACCAGAUACAUCUGAAUGAGAGAGAUGUAGUACAGCACUCCCAGAGGAGUAGUUGAAAAGGUCUUCAGUGUGUGCAAAGAAAGGAUGGGGCCUGGCUUCCUAAAGCACAGUGUUUCGGUGUGUUGUCGUCCAUCACUUUGAGUCACUCCUGUUACAAGGCUGGAGUUAUGUAUUUGCAUUAGGCUGAGAUAUUGCUAGAGGCUGUUGACAGGUGUUCUUGUAAAACAGUACCUAGCAGAUAGGUGAGACUGAACAGUCUGCAAAAAGCAUUUCUAAUUAUCAAAUGUUCAAAUCUGUAAUUCAAUCCAGGGAAAGUAAAACAACGGUGAGGGGGAAGGGGAGUGUUGAAGCACAGAUCCAAAUUCAGCAACAAAAAGAAAUGGGGAAAGUAAGCAGGGUGCAGUUAAGCCCUUGAAAUGAAGGAAAGGGAGGGCUCUUCCCCCCUGCCUGGGGCACCCCGCACUGAUGCUGAAGGCCAGGCCCAGUGCAGGGCAGAGCAGAGCUGCAGUGGUCGUGCAGGCAACUCCAUGAGCUAAAGAAGGCUGAAAGACUGAAGAAAUGCUCAGACUUCUGAAGAUGUGUUUCUUAUUGAUAUUAAUGAAUCCUGCUGAGAUUACUCACAGUCAGAAUUCUGAAGGUAAGACUAAAAAUCCUAUGUCAGGAAUGUAUUCUGUGUGAUGGAAAAAGCUGUGUUUAGUAAGUAGAUUCAAAGUAGAUUCAGUGCUGUUUAGUAAGUAGGAGGCUAUUCUCUGCUCUCAUGGCCUCAAGGACUAUACCAAAGAAUUUAGACAGAAUUACUUAUUAUUUAAUAGCUUUUUAUUUUCAGCGUCCUUCUGUAAGUACAUUUAAUCAAAGCUGCAGUAAUGUGUGACUGUAAAUUGUGUGUAUAUAGUUGUGGUAGCUGCACGAGAAACAUUUUUGUACAGCAACUGAAUGGUAAACUGUCCAUCACCUUUUAGUAACAUGAUGAUCUUUUACAGAUUUGCCUCCACUGUUACACAAAGCUGCGGUUAGUAUUUUUACUUGGUCUCUCUAAUAACAUUUAUAAUAUAAUCUGAAAAUAACUGAUCACACAUCUUUAUUUUUUUUCUGAAGGAGGAAGUAGUGACUGGGAAAUACCUAAAUGGUAAUGUGCAAAAUUGUUCCCAUUUACGUUGCUAAAAGGAAUUAAAACUCAGUAUCUCGCUGUAACUCUUUCGUUCCAUUUUUUACAUGUAGCUCUCCUCGAUGUUCUUCAUUUUCAGAGGUAAUGUAUUACUCUCACCAUCUUGAUUGUCAGUAUCAUCGUGCACUUCACGUCUGAUCUGUUUCAUUUCCACAAAAGCUGAAACAUUAUGAAAUUGCUACCUGCUUACUUUGGUCUAGAUCUGCUGUGAGGAAUAUUUUGUCCUAAUGAGGAAAAAGCUGUUUUUUCAUGAUAAAGCAAAAAGCAAGCAGAGGUUGAGGCUGAGAAUCUGAAUGCAUGUUUUCAAAAAUCUUGAUAAUUAACUUAGUUCAUGUAUUUCAGAAUGGCUUCUUACUGGUGCAGUUCCAGUGUGCAGUCAGUUUCCAGUCCUGCUUCACCCUCCAUCCAUCCCUCUUCCUCCAGCUCUUGGUGACUUUGUAAUUAUUGCCAAUUUUGUCUAAAUAUGGAAGAGAAUAAAAGCCUCAAUUCCACCCUGGUGUAUUUUGAGAAAAUCUGGGUGUGUAAAGAAGAAACACUGACAUUAAUAACACUGCUGGGGAAAAGGCAGUAGAAGUUAGUCCUCAUCCUUACUUUGGAUAAGCAGAUCAGAAGAGGUAUUACGAGGAGCCACCACACAGCUCAUCUCAUGCCAGGCAGCAUGUCAGAAAAUUGAUAUUAUUAGGGAGGGGAAAUGGAUUUAGAAAAAAAAAACCAACACAUUCCUAAUAGAUUUCUCUUCUAACUAUUCAUUGCAUUCAGUAUGUUGGCUGUUAAUCUGAUUAGGCCAAGAUUACUUGUGUAGUUUAGUUGUUACUGAUAGUGUUUGCUUCUCUUACUGUCUUGACUAAAUCAGCUAUUUUAUAUGCUAUAUUAUUUUGCUGGCACUUUUGGUCCUGUUUUCUCUUGCAGUUCUAAUGUAUGGACAGCAGAUAUGGUUACAAAAGUCAUGGCAUAUUUCCAUGCCCGAGAGGUUAAGUUUACUCUUCUCAGCCUACAGACAUCCAUACAGAGUUACUUGAAGAACCUUUUAUACCAGCCCAGGCAUCUGCUGUCUGCAUUUCAACAACUUGAUCAACAGCAGUUCCAGACUGCAAUGAAGUAUCUUUUCAACAGCAGAAAGGACUAUCUUGAAAUUGGAAAUGUUAUCCUUGAUUGGGAAAAGACUCGGGAGAGAAUUUUCCAAAUUCCAGGAGUGAACAGAACCUUGUUUCUUAUAACACUGGAGAAAUGCUUUCUGGCUCUGAGGGCUAUGGACUGUGUAGAUAUCCUAAGCCAGAUUUUGCGAAUGUCAGCGGUGAAUUAUCUCCAACCUGAUGUCGUUGGGAGUCUCCCAAAUGAUUUGCAGGAAGAUGCUUUCAGAAACUUAUCAACUGUAUUUAAGGACCUCUAUGACAAAACCUCAGCAAAUACACAGAAAGCUCUGUAUGGCUGGAUGAAGGAGAUUCUACAAAAACCCUAUAACAGAAGUGAUUUCAAUGAAUCAGCUUCAUGGGUCAGUGCAGAAAACUUAUGGAUUUUAGGAAGAUACAUGGUCCAUCUGCCUUUGGAAGAAAUUCUGAAAAUUAGUCUCAGUGAAAUAAGACUAUUCAUUAGCUACGACAAUGCAACAAAGCAGUUGGACACAGUGUAUGAUAUCACACCAGAGCUUGCACAAGCCUUCCUGGACAGAAUAAACUCAUCGGGAUUUGAUGUGAGAAACACUUCAACUGUCUACAGGCUAGGUUUGUUGGUUUGCUUUUAUGAUGACAUGGAACAGAUGGAUGCCGCUGUGGCCCGGGCUUUACUUCAUCAGAUGAUUAAAUGCAAUCAAUUAAAAGGUUUCCAGGCCAAGGUUCAGAAGCUUAAAUCUCAGCUCCUGAAUAUUGCCAUGCAGAACCAGACAUUGAACGAUACCCUUGGAUCGCUGUCAGAUGCUGUGGUUGGGCUGACUUCAGGCCAGCUGGAAUCUUUGUCACCUGAAGCAGUGCAUAAUGCUAUUGCAACACUAAACCAAGUCUCUGGGUGGGCAAGAAGUCAAGUUAUGAUUUUAUCCAGUAAAUAUCUCUCUUACGGAAAGGUUUUAUCAUUUUAUAAUGUUAGCCAAAUGGGUGCACUGGUGACUGGUAUUAGCACUGAGUCAUUCUACAGAAUGAACCCAAAAGAGCUUUCUCAGGUCAUUCGAGGCACGACAUCCCAGUACUCAUCAGACUUAUCUCCUGCACAACAGCAGGGGAUCCUCAGGAAGAUAGCUUCAUCUACAGAUUUUUCUUCACUGGUCACAGAUAUACAAGGAGCUUUCUUUAGAGAAAUAUCUCUUUCUGAUUUAUGGAAGGAGAAUGGAUAUAAUUCUUCAAUGAUGAAAGAAAAAGAGCUAAGAAGCAGCCAGGCCUUGUAUCUGUAUGAGUUACUGUCUAAGAAAAGUUCUUCUGUUGACCUCCUAAGUACAGGACAGCUUCUGAAAGGAGUGACUUGUCAGCUGAUUGAAAGUAUGGGCACAGACUCUUUUUUAAACCAUUUUGAAGUCUUCAAAAAUAAUCUUCAUCUGCUUUCCCCAUAUCAGGUUAAUUGUUUGGCUUGGAAGUUUUGGAAAGUCUCCAACGCGUCUAUUCCUCCCUUCUUCUUCUUGGUGCUUCCGAUUGAGUACCUGGAGUACAUUUCAGGCCCUCUGUGUGUCCCAUUCAUUGAAAGCCUUGGGAAGACUGAGAUGGAUCUCUUGAGUCCAAGCUUUCACAAAAAAGAAGCUGUGCUGCAGAAAGUGCAGGAAUGCUUGAAUGGCUCCAUUGCUGAUGAAUAUGAUGUUGACCUACUUGGAAAUCUAAUCUGCCACUUACCUCCAGCUUUCCUGCAUGGCAGAAUGUCCCUGAAGGCAAUGGCAACAGCCCUUCAUCAAUUCAAACUCUGCCGACAGCUCAGCCACGAACAGAAAACUGAAAUUAAAUACAAGCUCCUCGAGUUAUAUGGCUCUCCAAAGAACUGGACAGCUGAAACGACAUUAGAUGUUGGACCAUUCAUAGCUCAGUUGUCAAAAGGAGAACUAAAUGUCCUUGCUGAAAAGUUUCCAGAUAUCAUUUUGCGAAUAGCAAAGACAAUUGGGCCACUUUCUUCAGCUGAAGAGCUUCUGUCAACUGUAUUUGAAUCUGUCUUCAAUGCCACUGCCAACAUGGAACCACAUCUCGGCACACCAGAUUGCCUGGGAACCAGAGCCCCUUCUUCAGAUGAAAUUAUUAAGUUAGCAGAAGCAAAUGUCUAUUGGUCAGCUCAGGAGCUGAAAUGCAUGGAUGCAGGGACUUUUGACAAAAAUGUGGAACUUCUUGGGACUGUCUCUGGUUUUAACAACUCCCAACUUAUGGCCUUGAAGGAAAAAGCCAAGCAGGUUUGGGGGUCGCUGCUAGGCUGGAAGAGCUACCAUAUUGUUUCUCUGGGGCGUAUAGCACUGGCACUCACUGAAAAUGAAAUUGAAGAGCUAGAUUUACAUUCAAUUGACACCAUUUCUGUCCUCAGUCAACAAGCAGAAUGGACUCUUGCCCAGGCAAGAUCUAUUUUGCAAAGUUUUCUAGAAGAUUCUGGGCGAACAAUGAGUACACUAAAAAGCUUUGAUUUAGUUGGAUUGGGAGCUAUUCUCUGUGCUCUGAACUCCACUGAAAUCAUGUCCAUAAGGACUGCUGAAUUCAGUGCUGCUGUUGCAAGAAUUGGCCUCUUGCUGUGUAGCACCCCUGUUCUGAGGCAGUUUAAGAAGAUAACAGAGUCUGUGUUUGGAACUGCGACCAGAUGGAAUGGCUCUGUGUUACAGGAAAUUGGUACUAUAGCAGGUGGUUUGAAUGAGGAUGAAUUAAAAGCUUUUGAUAAAAACCUGAUGCCAUAUUUGCAGCCAAUAGCAGUAAGAAGUAUACCUGCUGAAAUUUUCCAAGCAUUGUCACCAAAACAAAUAGCAAACCUGGGCCCUGAAAAUGCUGCUAUGGUUACAGAAUCACAGCGUGAGCAUCUGAGUGCAUCACAGCUCCAGAGCCUUCAGCUGGCACUGGAUGGAGCCAGGACCAACAGCCCGGAGGCACCCACCACUGCUUGCAUACCGCUGUCGAGGCGACCCCCAGCUCCAGGUGGUGCUCCCCGUCUGAGCAGCUUCAGCAUCUGGUUGUGUGCUUUGUUCACACUUGCACGUGCCUCUCUGAAUCCAUGAGUGUUAAGCUUAUGUGUUCUGGAGAUUGCGAAAAGGAGGUGCUGAAGAUCUGCAGCUUAGCACAAAGAGCAGAAUGAAGAGGCGCUCAGAUGCCUGAGUGCAACCUGGUUAAUUUCUUAAAAGCAACACCUUCAUCUGGCAUCAUGAUGUGAAGUAUCUGCUUUGCUUUACCAUUAACAAGUAAGAUGGAAUCCCUCCAAAUACUUCAGAACAAAUUUCAAAAUUGCAAAUGCCUUAUAUGUGUCAUGAGAAAGUUACUGGAAGAUAAGCGUAUAUGUUAGAGAGGAGCCUGAAUGACACAGAGGAUGGGCAGCUGAUGUAUUUUAUCCCAGUCCUUCUUAUUCUGGUUUAUUUGGUCAUGCUAUUUCAAUCCAUCUGUUGCAUUUUGUUCCUAUAGUUUGUAGCCUCAGGACAGAGGCUCUUUCUGUGUGGCAAAUUAGAAGCCACGCUAAAAGCUACUGCUGUUGCAAUAAAAUAAUUUCAUUUCUGGGCCAGUAGUUUAAAUCCUGCUCAGCUAAGAAGUAGUCCUGUGAUCUUAUUUAAGCAUUUUUAAUAAAUGUAUUCCCCACAGCUGCAUAUAUACAACACAGGAUUGUUACCACAGAGGGCAGUGCAAUACUGUUUGUAUUUGAUGUGACAAAAUGCACCAUGGAAAGCUUAUUAUUUUUAUCACAAGAUGACCCUCCAGUUUGGUCAGGGUUGAAGGAUACAGCUAGAAACUAUAGGAGAAAACUGUUCACUGGGACUAUGUACUACUAGGACUGUCAAUCCAGCACUUUCCACAAGGUUUGUAAUAAUUUAUCAUAACUAUGAAUCACAUAUAGUUGUAUGUCUAAUGCCUUUCAUGUCAGAUAGAAGUAUUUUAAACUAUGGAAAAAGAGAUAAAUUAAAAAUUCGCUGCAUGUAAAUAGACAUCGUUGUGUUCGUCAGCAUGUUUUUAUGCCAAGAAUUCAUGGUACCAUCUUCCAUUUUGCCAUUGCAAAAGUCCUUAUUCUGGAAUUGAAGAAAGGCAUUGAUCACUCUUAAAAGUUCAGCUUCUCCAUUUAGGGCUGUGCUGUAGUAAAUGUCUUUCAGACUUGUAUUUGAAUUUCUUUAUGGCAAACAUCAAAUCUAGCUUCUUUGCACUGAAAGCAGAUUUGAAAAGUUGCUACAGCUGGGGAAGUGAUAAGAAUAAGGCAGGAGAGAAGCAGCUGCAGCUUCUUGCUGGGGAAGGGUAGGCUUUUGCUGUUGCUGGGAGUAACAGCUCCCACCACAGGCCCAGGUGGUCUGUGACUCCUGCAGCAGCAACAGGAGCCAACCUGAUUUUCAAGACUGUUAUUGGCAAAGGAAGCAGUGAGAGCAUUGCCAUUUUUCACCCCUUCUUGUUCCAUCUUCCCCUUUAGCAAUCUGCUGCUUUAGGAACUGCCUUUGCCUAUCUCUAACCCUAGAAAAUGUGACAUGAUGUUGAACAGUACUACAUGCAUUGCAUUUAUGAGCAAAGAACUACUAUUGCUGCAAGUUGCCUUGCAACUUUUUCUCUAGCACUAAUGAUAAAAUAUCAGCAUUUUCCCCACUGCAUUUCCUUUUCUGCAUGUAAACAAUAGAUUGUGGCCUUUCCUUAAAUAGAAAUAAAUCCCAGCAAAUACAUGCAAGCACCCACUAAAGCAAAAAACGCUUUGAUGGAUCAAACGCAUUAUACUUAUCUGUAUUCUCAUCUUAAAUCGUCCUGCCUCAUUGAAAUGUGAAAGCACUAAAAGGUUGUUUGGUUUCCAUAAAUUACUUGGCUUGAAUUUUGUGUACACUUCUGUGAAGAUGCAGGAGAAAUAUUGUCAUAGUCAAGAAGAGGCAGCAUUUCCAGUUCACUGUGAAGAUACGUGACUGCCCCAUACCAAGUGCUUCAGAAAUCCAUAUGAGCUGAAAAUACUCUUCUGUCAACGUACCUGGGAGUGAUUCUGUCUGCAGUUAUGUGAGUCGAGAGUUGAGCUUUUAAUUGGAGCAGGAACGAGCUCUUUGUUUUGUGCCAUCUGUGCCGUAAUUUCUUUCAAGCACAAGUGCUUUGGAAUAGCUGAACUCCUUGCCUGUCUCGGGAUCAUCACCACCCAGUUUGUUUUCCCAUAACACAGCUUUCAGUCCCAUCCUGUUUGACUGGGAUCUUGUUAGAAGUCCCAUUCUAUCUCCCCACCUUGAAACAGAUGUGGCCAUGCCUUCUGCGUGUGCCAGCUGAAACAUGUGGGGAUAUGGGAGAGAUCCCACUAACUCAAAGAACUCUUGUUUCACGACUCAGGAAUAAGCAAGGAAUUAACCAUUACUUGGAGUGAGUCACAUGAAUAGAUAAUUCCAUAGCACUGAUCACAGGGCAUGUGCUGGUAUUUUGGCUCUUACCAUGUUGUGGUUGUUGUAAAUGAUAAUUUGAAGAGUCAUAACUCAUUCAACUGAAGUACCUCAAUUCCCUUAUGAUCAGCCCAAAUAACCUUUUCCCUCAACAACCCUGAUAUUCCAGGCUGAAAUGCAAGUGUAAGCAAUGAAAUCUCUUUAUCUCAGUGAAAAUGUUUUGGUAAGUAUGUGGUUUAUUUGUUUUUUAGGAAGACUGUAGAUACGUGGGCCUUAUAUCUCAACAGAGCUAAGAAUCUUAUUUUACUCCCUUCUAGUCCUUGAUUAGUAAGAUACUCACUCCUGUGUCAUAUGAUGUAACACAUCCACAUGGACUGCUUAAUCCAUUACUGUUGAGGUCAGGGCUCUGUCUUCCCUCCCUAGUACAACAGGAAGGAGACUGGGUAGAAAAGACAAAUCUGCAAAGAAUACACACAAACUCUUAAUGAAAAUUAAAUUUCUCUUACCCCCAGAAAUCUGAAAUCAUUCCUAGGAAAGAGUAUUUUGUGCAUUGUUACACAGUGUGUUUUAAAAAGGCCAAACUUUUCAAACAAAUUACUGUACCAUUCAAGUAUUUCCUUUCAUAUAUUUUGGUAAAGUGUUUGGUCCAUUAUGAGACUCUAUCUAAUCAGUUCCUAAACAGAGAAAUUAGGACACUAGUUCAAAUACUCUGCCAGUCCUUGUCUCUUCUAGGACCUGGAGCAGUUCUUUACCAGACAAUAUUUUUGUCAAAAUUAACAUCUUGUUUAUUCUACCCACAAGUACACAGUCUGGAAAUGCAUUACAUUUUUUUCUGCUCAGAGUACCAAUCAGCCAGUGCCCAUCUGUCUGUUCCUGCCCUUUGCUGUUCAGCAUCAUUCUGCUUUUCUGGUCUGGAUUAAUAAGGAUUUUCUUGCCCUCAUGAUACAAGAACACAUGUCACGCUCAGAUUUUGCAAUUCAAGUGACUGUACAUUGCAGUUCUAAGUGGAGAAAUUAUGAUCAGUGGAUUUUUUGCUUUGCUGGCAGUAGGUAACAUUUAUUUUCUAAAAUUUUAGCUGGUAUUAAUUACUCUAAUAAAUAUAUAAUAGCAUCUCACUUAGGAUCUGAAAUCUUCUCUUUGGAGGACGAAAAGAAGAGACAACCAGAAAUCCAGAAAGAGGAGAAAUAUGACAAUUAGAGAAUGGUGUUUUCUUCUGGUAAUCUUUUAUCCAAGAAGUGUUAACCACUGUUUAAAAAGGAACUGUACAAAGAAUAGGCAUUGCUACAGUCAAAAUCAUCUGUUGGUUUAAUGCAGAAGAUAGAGCCCUGGGUUAUGUCUAACCAGAGCCUGACAUGUUUUGAAUUUAAUCAGAUGUCAGAAAACAGCUCAGACCACAAAAAAGCUCUGGAUAUAUCCUGUAUGAACUGAGAAAAUAAUUAUUUAUUCUCAACAGUAUCGUUGAUGCCAUUGCUUUUGAAAGAGGUGAAUCAUUUAUAUAAUUGCUUCCAUAACUUGCGUUAAUCAGAGGUUUUUCUGUGCAAUAAACACAUUCCACUUUUUCAGGAGAGACACCCUCUUUUCAGUCUCUCUAAAAUGAUCAUUAAGAUUAUGCAAUUUAUUUCUGUACUGGGCCCUUUUCAAAGAUGAGAAGGUCAUUGUUUUGAGUUAUAUUCAGGAAGAGAUCCGUGGAAGAAUGUAGCAUAUAUUUAAACUACAGGAGAAUAUGCGGCAUAAUGUGAUGGCUAUCAGUGUCUGAGGCAGUGUCCAUUGAAAUCCAUGGACAGCUUCACUGGCAUUCCGUUCCUGAGACCAUCAAGAAAAGGUGCUGAAGAAGCCUUUCAGCUGGCUAUGAAAUGUGCAGUCAGUCCACUAACUGCCAGUGCCCAGGACAGCAUAUUUAUACCAGGUAAUAUUUCACACUCUAUUAUGUCUUUCUGAGGGAAGAUACAUCUAUGAUUGAAGUGUUUUUAAUUCUUCAAACCAGAAUAGAGUGAAGGUGCGAUGCUGUACAGCCUCUUUCUUUCAUGAGACAUUGAUUUCAGGCAGUAUGAACUUCAGUGCCUUGCUGUAUCCUAUGACAAUCUUUAUCCACUUCUGCAGUGCCCUUUGCAUCACCUGAGUACCCAGAGCUCUGACACCAACGUCCCUUUGAGAAGCACAGGUUCUCCAGUAGAGUAUCAGAUGUGCUUCUCACCUUCCACUUUUUUCAUUGACAAGGCA